AUGUAUGGAAGGAAAGAGAAAAACGGAAACGAGAGACGUAUGGAAGAUUUCGAGAAGAAGGUGAGAAUAUCAGAAGGCAUGGAUGUUGAUUCAAAUGGCUCCAGCCACUUCCAAACCGUCUCCCUGCUUCGGAAAUUUCUUGCAGUUCAGCAGUCUAGAGCCGAAGCUUAUGCAAAACUCAAAAAGGGCUUUACUGACUUGGGAGAUUCUGCUUACCAACAACUUUGCAAUGAGAUCACAGUAGAAUUUAGUGACUGCUCAAAGCAGGUCCUUGAGUUGGAGUCAAUAUUUCUUAGUCCCAGUUACUGCCGAAGUGACUUGGCCGCUUUGCUGAGAUCUGUUCAAGUGCAGGAAAAGCAAAAGCUGCAUUUGACGGCAACCAUUCAGGUUCUGAAGAAAGCUGGUCGACCUUCGGAGCGUCUGGUGAGCCAUGAGAAGUGCAAAUUUAGAAAUGAUAUGCAGCAGCAUGAAUGUGUGCAUGUCCAUGAGAUAACUGAAGCUGCUGGAACAGAAGAAGCAGAAGCAGAUGCUGAAUAUGAUAAUGCCAUGAAGGAAGCCAUUCAAGGGGUGCAGGAUGCAGUAACCACCAUAAAUGACCAUCUGGAAGAAAUCAGAUAUGAGAUUGCUGCUCUUGAAGCUGAUGGAUGUAAGAAUUGAUACAUCUCUUCUGAAUACUUGCUUCUUACAAAAAAAAGGCUAUUAAUGGUGAACUCUUUUAGUUCUGUUGGCAUGUGUUCAUCUCCAGAAAAUCAAUUGAUUGUUUUG
This is a messenger RNA of Cynara cardunculus var. scolymus (artichoke), 765 nucleotides long. RefSeq lists its product as uncharacterized. The coding region runs from base 1 to 657 and encodes 218 amino acids. The transcript has 4 exons. NCBI's taxonomy places the organism in Eukaryota, Viridiplantae, Streptophyta, Magnoliopsida, Asterales, Asteraceae. The record is from RefSeq and is a predicted model, not a curated record.